Messenger RNA from Telopea speciosissima, 1663 nucleotides. Its product is annotated as mediator of RNA polymerase II transcription subunit 25-like. Gene Ontology annotation, cellular component: mediator complex; transcription regulator complex. The coding region runs from base 116 to 1657 and encodes 513 amino acids. Lineage: Eukaryota; Viridiplantae; Streptophyta; Magnoliopsida; Proteales; Proteaceae. The transcript is spliced from 13 exons. Gene Ontology annotation, biological process: positive regulation of transcription by RNA polymerase II. The record is from RefSeq and is a predicted model, not a curated record.
CUGAUUCUGCAUGGCCCAGCGAUCAACCAGUUUCUGAUUCUCUUCCAAGUCAUCACAGAAGAGAGGGGGUUUGUGUCACGUGUUGUCUUCGCUGGGAGAACGCUUCACAGCACUAAUGGCGGAGAAACAGUUGAUUGUAGUCGUGGAAGGGACUGCUGCCAUGGGUCCAUUUUGGCACACCAUUGUCUCUGAUUACCUUGAGAAGAUCAUCAGGCGCUUUUGUGGCAAUGAAUUAGCAGGGCAGAAGCUUUCUGGUGCAAAUUUCGAGCUCGCUCUUGUUGUGUUUAAUGCUCAUGGAUCAUUUAGUGCUUGUUUGGUUCAACGGAGUGGCUGGACAAAAGACAUGGAUGUUUUCUUGCAUUGGCUCUCAGCUAUACCAUUUACUGGUGGCGGUUUCUUUGAUGCUGCUAUUUGUGAAGGGCUUUCUGAAUCUCUAAUGAUGUUCUCUAUGGCUCCCAUUGGAAGCCGAACACAGAAAAAUUUGGACGGACAAAGGCAUUGCAUUCUUGUAGCUGUUAGUAAUCCCUAUCCCCUGCCCACACCAGCGUAUCGGCCACCAAUCCAAACUAUGGAUCAGAAUGAUAACAUUGAAGUGAAAACAGAAAGUUGCCUUGCUGAUGCUGAGACAGUUGUUGAGUCAUUCGCUCAGUUCUCUGUCUCUUUCUCAGUCAUUUCUCCAAAACAGCUUCCAAAACUUAGAACGAUAUAUAAUGCGGGAAAGCGUAAUCCACAGGCAGCAGAUCCAUCUGCCGAUAGCUUAAAUAAUCCGCAGUUUCUUGUUCUACUGUCAGAGAGUUUCAUGGAGGCUCAUGCUGCUUUAAGUCAUCCUGGAAUGACAAGUUUAGCAUCAAAUCAAAGUCCAGUAAAGAUGGAUACAGCUUCAAUUCCUGCAGUUUCAGGGACUCCUUCAACCUCAGUCCCUUCAGUGAAUGAAUCACUGAUGAAUCGUCAACCACUUCCUGUUGGAAAUAUUCCCACUGCAACUGGAUACUCGAGCCUAGCCAUUUCACAAGCAUUGAAUAAUCUUCAAGGUGAUGUAAGCCUGGGUCAGUCCGUGCCUGGCAUGAACCAAGGAAAUUCUUCAGGAACACAAAUGGGACAAAGUGGAAUUGGCUUGAACCAAAAUAUAAUGAACAACAUUGGUCCAUCAGGUGUUUCAUCUGGAGCUCGCACAAUGAUUCCCACUCCUGGAAUGCCUCCACAAGUACAGAGUGGGAUGCAACCUCUUCGUGCAACAAAUAAUUCUGCAGCUGACAUGCCCUUGCCCCAACAGACAUCAGGCACACAGCCACCACAAGUCAGAUAUAUAAAAGUAUGGGAGGGAGUAUUAGCUGGACUGAGGAGGCAAGGACAAUCUGUAUUUAUCACUAACCUUGAAGGCUACAGGAAUGCAGCUGCUUCUGUGACGCUUGCAACAGACUGGCCCAAUUUAAUGCAAAUAGUUAAUCUUAUUUCUCAGGACCACAUGAAUAACAAGAAGUAUGUGAGCAUGGCAGAUUUUCUAGUCUUUCGGGCAUUGAAUCUGCAUGGAUUUCUUGGACAAAUGCAAGAAAAGAAGCUUUGUGCAGUCAUCCAAUUACCUUCUCAAACUAUGCUGCUUUCAGCUCCUGACAAAGCCUGCCACUUGAUUGGAAUGCUAUUCCCUGGCGUAAGAUGAACUAAU